AAGUUUUAAAGAAACCAAACCCGUCAUCAAAUCAUCUCUUUCACAUAUAUUUCUCCACCGAAGAAAACAUCAUAAAAAUGGCAAACUUCUCUGCUCUUCUCACGAUAACUCUCCUCCUUUGCUCCACGCUGAUGUGCACCGCCCGUCCCGACCCGACCUUUUCGGCCUCUAUCACAAUUUUUACGGCUGACCCGCUGGAAAAGAGCAUAGAAGGAAAACUGGAUGAUGUGGCGGAAGAGAACUGUGGUGCUAACGACGAAGAUUGCUUAAUGAGGAGGUCUUUGGUUGCUCAUGUUGAUUACAUAUAUACCCAGAAACAGAAGAAGAAUCUUUGAUAUUUUCACUUAUAGUACUUUGAUUAUAUAUCUAACAAAGUAUUGCUAAUACACGUUUGUGAUUUGUGUGUCAUCCUUAAUUAGUAGAGUAUUUUUCUAAUAGAUCAUCAAAAAGUUAUGGCUGUGAUUAAUUGUUAUACCUACGAAAUUUUGCCAAA
Messenger RNA from Brassica oleracea var. oleracea, 493 nucleotides. RefSeq names its product phytosulfokines 2. Gene Ontology annotation, molecular function: growth factor activity. Lineage: Eukaryota; Viridiplantae; Streptophyta; Magnoliopsida; Brassicales; Brassicaceae. Gene Ontology annotation, cellular component: extracellular region. The coding region runs from base 78 to 335 and encodes 85 amino acids. The record is from RefSeq and is a predicted model, not a curated record. Gene Ontology annotation, biological process: cell population proliferation. The transcript is spliced from 2 exons.